AAAGAAAAAAAAAAAAGCAAAAGAAAAAACAAAAGAAAGAAAUAAAGAAAGAAAGAUAGAUAACAAUCCCACAAACACACUUUAGUUCCAGAGAGAAGAGAGAGAAGGAGAGAGAAGGAGAGAGGGAGAGAGAAAGAGAGAGAGCAAAAGGGAAAGUUUGGCGAAAAGGAUAGCAGAGAAAGAAUGGAAAUUUUUAAAAAAAUAAAAAAUGGGGUUUGAUUUUUAAUGGGUUCUUGUUGUUCUUCUUCUCUUUUGGGGUACCGGGUAAGAUGAGAUCGAACUUUUGAGACUCUGAUUCAGCUGGGUUUGUGUCUCUUUUUUAUUUGGGUGUUUUUUUUUUUUUAAUAAAUUGGGUAGGUAAAAAAAAGUUGAGAUUUUGAGGUGCUUGAGAUUCGUUGGAAAGUAGGAUUAUUGGUAUUUUGGAUUUGGUAGUGGAGAGGUUGGGGUCUGGGAAUUCUCUGUGAUGGUUUGUUUGGGAGUGAAGUACCAUUUGGAUCUAAGAUUUUUGGUCACUUAGAGAGAGAGAGAGAGAAAAAAUGGAGAGAAUAUUUGGGUCUUCAUUUUGCCUUUGGUUGAUUUUGGUGGCACAUCCUUUAUGGAUGAUGGUGAGGAUGGUAUCUGCUAACAUGGAAGGUGAUGCCUUGCACAGCUUGAGGACCAAUUUACUGGACCCCAAUAACGUUCUACAGAGUUGGGACCCGACUCUUGUAAACCCUUGUACGUGGUUCCAUGUUACAUGCAACAAUGAUAACAGUGUCAUAAGAGUUGAUCUAGGAAAUGCUGCCUUAUCGGGUCAACUUGUCCCGCAGCUUGGCCUGCUCAAGAAUUUACAAUAUCUGGAACUUUACAGUAAUAACAUUAGUGGAACAAUUCCAAGUGACUUGGGGAAUUUGACCAGCUUGGUGAGCUUGGAUCUUUACUUAAAUAGUUUCACUGGUCCUAUCCCAGACACUUUGGGCAAGUUAUCAAAACUAAGAUUUCUCCGGCUUAAUAACAACAGCUUGUCGGGUCAAAUUCCUAUGCCAUUGACCAACAUCUCCUCACUGCAAGUAUUGGAUCUGUCAAAUAACCGUCUCUCUGGAGCAGUUCCAGACAAUGGCUCUUUUUCUUUAUUUACUCCUAUCAGUUUUGCUAACAAUGCGGGUCUUUGUGGCCCAGUUACUGGGCGCCCCUGCCCAGGGUCACCCCCAUUUUCUCCUCCUCCACCUUUUGUCCCACCACCCCCAAUAUCAACGCCAGGAGGGAAUAGUGCGACUGGAGCUAUUGCUGGUGGAGUUGCUGCUGGUGCUGCUUUACUAUUUGCUGCACCUGCUAUUGCAUUUGCAUGGUGGCGUCGAAGGAAACCGCAAGAAUUCUUCUUUGACGUACCUGCCGAGGAGGAUCCUGAAGUCCAUCUGGGGCAGCUCAAAAGGUUUUCACUGCGAGAAUUACAAGUUGCAACAGAUAGUUUUAGCAACAAAAACAUUCUGGGUCGUGGUGGGUUUGGUAAGGUCUACAAAGGUCGCCUUGCGGAUGGCUCUUUGGUUGCUGUAAAAAGAUUGAAAGAGGAGCGUACGCCCGGCGGAGAGUUGCAGUUUCAAACAGAAGUAGAGAUGAUCAGCAUGGCUGUGCAUCGUAAUCUUCUUCGACUGCGCGGGUUUUGCAUGACACCUACUGAACGAUUACUUGUUUAUCCCUACAUGGCUAAUGGAAGUGUUGCCUCAUGCUUAAGAGAACGGCCAGCAAACCAUCCACCUCUUGAUUGGCCUACUCGGAAGCGAAUAGCAUUGGGAUCUGCAAGGGGUCUUUCUUAUUUGCAUGACCACUGUGACCCAAAAAUUAUUCACCGUGACGUGAAGGCGGCAAAUAUUUUGUUGGAUGAGGAGUUUGAGGCGGUUGUUGGAGAUUUUGGGUUGGCUAAACUUAUGGACUACAAGGACACUCAUGUUACAACUGCGGUACGAGGUACGAUUGGGCAUAUUGCUCCAGAGUACCUCUCUACUGGGAAGUCAUCUGAGAAAACUGAUGUUUUUGGCUAUGGGAUCAUGCUUUUGGAGCUUAUCACUGGGCAGAGGGCUUUCGAUCUUGCUCGGCUUGCAAAUGAUGAUGAUGUCAUGUUGCUCGACUGGGUGAAAGGGCUGCUGAAAGAGAAGAAAUUGGAGAUGCUGGUUGAUCCUGAUCUUCAGAAAAACUACGUAGAAGCUGAGGUGGAGCAGCUAAUUCAGGUCGCGCUGCUCUGCACCCAAGGGUCUCCCAUGGACCGACCAAAGAUGUCGGAAGUGGUGAGAAUGCUUGAAGGCGAUGGCUUGGCCGAGAGAUGGGAUGAAUGGCAAAAGGUGGAAGUACUGCGCCAAGAAGUGGAACUUGCUCCUCAUCCAAACUCUGAUUGGAUCGUCGACUCAACGGAGAACUUACAUGCAGUUGAGUUAUCAGGUCCAAGGUGACCCUGGCUGGCAUGGCAUAGUAGAAGUGGAGAAAAAGGGAAUUACUUACAACUUAUUUUUUAAUCAUAAAGUUCUUUUUUCUUUCUCUUUUUUUUUUUUUCUUCUUUUUGUCUUUUUUAAUGACCAUAAUCUGAUUAAUGUCUCUUGUAAGUCCAUUCUGCAUUGUAUUCGUUACAUUUGUGCAUAUGAGUCAGCAUUGGUAAGGUGCAAUUUGUAUUGUCUGCUGCAGUUUGACAAAGCUCUGAUGAAGAUGUUGUUCUUAUCUUUAUAUAUAAAAAGCUGUGGCAGUUGAAUCUUUUGUGCACUGCA
Messenger RNA from Morus notabilis, 2732 nucleotides. Its product is annotated as somatic embryogenesis receptor kinase 2. The transcript is spliced from 11 exons. Gene Ontology annotation, molecular function: protein binding; protein kinase activity; ATP binding. Bases 537 to 2423 code for a protein of 628 amino acids. Lineage: Eukaryota; Viridiplantae; Streptophyta; Magnoliopsida; Rosales; Moraceae. Gene Ontology annotation, biological process: protein phosphorylation. The record is from RefSeq and is a predicted model, not a curated record.